Molecule: messenger RNA, 1857 nt
Organism: Entamoeba histolytica HM-1:IMSS
Lineage: Eukaryota; Evosea; Mastigamoebida; Endamoebidae
Product: Rho guanine nucleotide exchange factor, putative
Exons: 1
Coding region: 1-1857 (618 amino acids)
Molecular function (GO): guanyl-nucleotide exchange factor activity
Source: RefSeq, a predicted model, not a curated record
AUGAAUGGAGUUACUGGCACAGCUACAGUUCAAGAAUAUUAUGAGGCAUGGUACUCAUUUAAUACAAGAAAUGAAACAGAAGUGAUACGAUUUGAAAUUAAUGGAGCAACAUUUGAAUUUGAAAAGAGUUUACUAAAUAAUAGAAGAAGUGUAAUGAGUGUCAUAGGAUUUUUAGCUGAGAAAAAGAAAGAAAGUAUUGAACGUGGAGAAAUAAUUAAAAUUCCAGGAAAUAAAAAAGAAGAAAAGCAAUGGAAAAUAUAUUUUGAUUAUUUAAAAGGAGAAUCAACAUAUGACAUUGAAUUAACAAGUCGUAAAGCAGUUGAACGAAUGGUAAUAUUAAUGUAUUUUGGAGUUGCCAUUCCAGAUAUAUUAGUAUAUUUAGGAGUUACAAGAGAAACAUUAUCUGAAAUAAUGGGAAAAUUUUUAAGUGUAAUGGAUAGAAGAAUGAUAGAUUGUUUAAAAAAGAUUGAUGGAGAAAAGAAAUUAGUAGAAUACAUUAAACGAGGAGCAUUACAUAUUUCAUAUUAUGAUUUAAAUGUAUAUAAUUCAAAUGAAGAUAAUAUAAAAGAUAUUUGUCAAUAUUAUGGAAUUAAUGAACAAGUAGAAGAGACGGUAAAAAGAAAAAAACAAGAAAAUGAAGAAAAACUAUUAGAAUUAAAUAAAAAUGAAACUAUGAGUAAAAUUUAUGGAUCAUUAAGAGUAAGAAAAGAAAAUAUUCAACCAAAAAUUGAUAUUCAAAAAAUUAAUAAAAUGAGAGAAUUAUUAGCUAAAAAGAAUAUUAAAAUUAGUAAAAUACAAAUUGAUCCAAUAGAAGAUAUUAAAUCAUUAGAAUUUUGUCAAAGAAGAAUUAGUACAGUUGUUGUAAUGGAAAAAUAUCAAAUUAAAAAAUUAAGAGAUAGAAGAAAAGAUUUUAUAGAAUUUGUUGAUACUGAAAGAAAUUUAGUUAAUAAUAUGAAAAAAUUGAAUGAAUUAUAUAGAAAACCAAUGAUAGAAGCAGCUAAAAAUGGUCAACUUAAUGAAAAAGAUAUUAAAAGAAUAUUUACUACAUUAGAAAAAUGUAUUAUUAAUUCAGAUAAAUUUGAAAAAGCAUUAAGACCAUUAGUUAAUUCAUUUAAAUAUGAUACAUGUGUUGGUAAUGAAAUAUUUAAAAAUGCUAUAUUAGUUACACCAUAUUUACCAUUUACUACUGAUUAUAAUAUUGCUGAUAAAGUAUGGAAAAAUAUUAGAGAACUUCCUAUUAUUCAAGAAAUUAUUUCUAAAGCAAAUAAAGCUCAAGGAGAUAGUCCUGCUGAUUUUCCAACAUUACUUAUUCAACCUGUACAAAGAACAAUGAGAUAUCCAUUAUUAUUAGAAACAAUAAAAAAACAUACUCCUCCAAUGCAUCCAGAUUAUGAACAAAUUGUUAAUGCAGAACAAAUAUUUAAAUUCUUUAGUAUGACUAUCAAUCAAAGAGCAAAAAUGAGAGAUGGAUUAAUGGAUCUAGCUGAUCUUUUUAAUAAUGAUGAUUUAAUAAAAGAUGGUAGGUAUUUAGUUAAUCAAUCAGAAAUUGAAAUUAGUAGAGAAAAAUAUAUGGCAUUUUUGAUGAAUGACCAAAUUGCAUAUGUGAAAGAAAAAACAUAUUCUCAAGCAAAAACAACAAAAACAAAAUCUAAAGUUAAACCUUCUAUCAUUUCAAUUAAUAAAGAUAUGUCAAUUGAUCAUAGCUCAAAUUGUAUCUAUUUCAGAGAAGAUAUUUUCAGAUUUGAAAAUGAACAAAUAUGUUCUCAAUGGGUAGAUGAGAUUCAAGGAAUUAUUGAAGAUAAAUUUUAUGAUUUACUCAAUGACGAAGCUUGGUAUAGUCAAUAUCUCAAGAAAUAA